CGCCCCACUCCGGACGCCGCCGACGCUACCCGAACCCCGAAGUCGCCGACGUCGACGGCGCCAGUCGCCGCUAACACGCGCAUUCCUGCAAGUCUCCCUCAUACCGUAAGGCAUCCUCGUCGGCAUUUCGUACCUCACUGGAUCCUCCUGCAACGAUGUGCGCGUUGUUGCACCUGACUCGGUGACAGUGUGUGUUGUUGCAAGUUCGUGAAAAAGUUGAGUGUCGGUGAUUUGUGUAGUGUUCUCUCACACCUUCAGAGCUCGUGACUUGUCCAGUAUACUACGCCACGUGCCAGGAGAGUCGAAUGGGAGAACAGCGAGUGACUCCGGCUGGUCCUUUCAGAAACGCGCUGACGUCACCGCACUCGCAGCCAAUCGCCCGCAUCCUACAACCAAUGGCGGCGACCGUCGUUUAUGUGUCACAGGAGGCCCCGUUCUGGGAGACACUGGUUCAGGUUUGGUCGUCCGCUCGCAGGUGCUUCUCGACGGCGCUCCCAAAACGAGUGCGCAAUGGCCCGGCGAUGAGCGGGGCCUCGCUGCUGCUGGUGCUGGCGUGUGCGGGCGCUGUGGCGGGCCAGGCAGCGCCCAUGCAGUGCCCGCCGCCAUACGACAUCUCGCCGUGCGCCUGCGGCGUCAAGAAGAACGGGCUUGACAUCCUCUGCGAGUUCACCGACAGCCAGCACAUCACCAAGGCCAUGACGCUGCUCAAAGAGCGGCCCUCCACCGUCAUCUUCUACCUAAAGCUCCGCCACAACAGCCUCCCCAAGCUGCCGCGCUUCGUCUUCCUCGGGCUUGACAUCCGCCACCUCACCAUCCAUAACAGCAGCCUCGCCGUCAUCGAAGAGUCUUCGCUCAGUUCGAUAGGCAAGGGGCUGACGCAGCUGGACCUGUCGCAGAACCACCUGAGCCUCAUCCCAUCGGCUGCGUUCCACAACCUGCACCACCUCAUCCUGCUCAACCUCAACCACAACCGCAUCAGCGCGCUGCGGGCGCGGGCGUUCGAAGGCCUGGACACCCUGGAGAUCCUCACGCUGUACGAGAACAAGCUGCACGCCGUCGACCCGGAAGCGUUCAAAGGCCUCGAGAAGAAACUGAAGCGGUUGAAUCUGGGCGGCAACGAACUGACGGCGGUGCCGGUGCACGCUCUCAACAUCUUGGACACCCUGAAGAAGCUCGAGAUGCAGGAGAACCGCAUCACCGAGAUCUCCGAGGGCGACUUUGCAGGGCUGAGGAGUCUGGACUCUCUGGGCUUGGCGCACAACAUGCUGAAGGAGGUGCCGGGUCGCGUCUUCUCCCACCUGACGCUGCUGAACUCACUGGAAUUGGAUGGCAACCAAAUCACUCACAUCGAUCCUGAAGCUUUCGCUGGACUUGAAGAGAACCUGCAGUACCUGCGCCUGGGGGACAACAACAUUCACACCGUGCCCAGCGAAGCUCUGCGUCGCUUGCACCGCCUCCGCCACUUGGACCUCCGCGCCAACAACAUCAGCUCCAUCUCUGACGACGCUUUCUUGGGCUUUGGUGACACCAUCACAUUCCUGAACCUGCAGAAGAACGACAUCAAGAUAUUGCCUGCCAUGGUCUUCGACAACCUGAACUCGCUCGAGACUCUCAACUUGCAGAACAACAAGCUGACCCACAUUCCGGAGGAGGUCAUGGAGCCCAUCAUGGAUACCCUCCGCGUCGUCGACAUUAUGGACAACCCGCUGAUAUGUGACUGCGAGCUCCGCUGGUACAACGAUUGGUUGCGGCAGCUGCGCGACCGCGACGACGCGGCGCUGCAGAACAAGCACACGCUCUGCACGAUGCCGCACGAGCACCGCGAGUACAGCAUCCGCAAUAUGCCGCUCGACAAGAUGAGCUGCGUCGGCAAGAACAUGGGCCAGACCGCCAUGACGGGCGGCGCUCGCCGGGCGGAUGCGCAGCGGACGCCGGUGUUGACAGCCCUGGCGGCGGCGCUCGCCGCCGCGGAGCUGGCGCUGCGCGUCUAGUGUUCUCCAGUGACGUCACCGCAGCCGCCGCUGUGGUCGGACGCCCUCUGGAGGGCCAGAGAUGCCGGCCGCUUACCCGCACGGACCCGGCGCACGACCGCCUCUGCAACAGUUUAUCCACUUCCGCCUGCAGUUAUUGUUGUCGGAAAGUUGUAUUUCACCAUCCGAUGACUCAAUAAAAAAAUGCAGUUACCAACUAUUGUCUCAGUGGAGUUGAGCGUGAGUUGAAUGGUCUCCACUGGCAUUCGUUGUUUAUAGGUACGUCGAAAUAUAACAGAACAACACGUUUCUUUCAGAAUACCGUACAUGUUAUCUGGGAAUGCAGGCUUUCUCGGCGAAUUUCGAUGGUGAACUCCUCUCAGCUCAUCAGCCGAGAUAAGACGUCGUUCUGCGGCAAAGUUUCGACAAGUUUUCUACUCUUUAUCUUCAGGCCUGAGGAUGACAAGUAAGAAACUUGUCGAGAUGUACCCGCAGAACGAUGCCUUCACUCGGCUGAUAACCCGAGAAACCCUCAUCAACCAUCUAAGUUUCUUCUGUUCGAAGACGUCGUCAGGUGUCUAGAAUAUUUGUUUCUAAAUCAAUGAUCACUUCUAAACUUCUCUCUUAUAGAUCUACGUUAUUCCUAGCGGUACUUACAUAAAAGAUCCAAUUUCUCGGCGUUGAUGAGCUGACAGUAACACACUUUAAAUUAUUUUUGAGACGCUAAGAGACUCUGCAGCUACCUUGUUAUUUUAUAAGCUGACGUACCCGUAACACUUUCAGGUGCGCUUAUUGUUUCUGUAAACAACAGUAAACUUUCUGUGUCGAGGUGUAGCCUUUCUAAUUUUAAUACUCUUCCAUAGUUGCCACGCACUUAUUUACGAGCUUCAGUUACGAGUUCGACCUGAUAAUUUUUUUAAGAGCGGCUGUAUGUUUCAUGAUAACGUCUAAACACUUUCAUAUAAGAGCACAAGUAAUUCGAAAGAUGAUACAGCUCUAACACAUCUAAGGUAGCCAGCUGAACAAACGAGAUAUAAAUGUUGGCGAAAACUCGUUAAACUAAGCGUAUUGGAUCAUCGACUAUGGCUUUUGAAUAUUGCAAGACAGGAAACGAUUACACCAAACGAUGUUGUUCAGCUAUAUCUUGACGUACCUUCAAAUAAACCACGACUAAUGUUCUGGCUUAUCUGACGUGAACAAGUCUCGUAGAGGGUCGUGGACCGUGGUUCGCGCGGGGAAGUGUUCCGGCAGUUGAAAAACAUGCGUCUCCGCACGUGCAUGAAAUUUUUUUUCUGUUCUUUUUCGCACGUCGGAGCACCGUUAGCUGACACGAAAUGCUCUUUACUUUACAUAUCUUAGCUGGGCCGCUGGCGAACGGCGCGCGUCAGGAGCUGAGACGCGCGGCGCUGGUCAGCGGCUACGCUUGCUACUUAUAUGCACGAGGAUCUGAUCCAUCUGUGAAAUGUCAUACAUAUCAGACUGUUCCUAUGAUUGCUGGGUUAGUGUACCACUGUUAUGCGUAGCCGUUUACAAAUCUAUUUCCUGUUCUACACCGUUUUCUUAAGCUCUUUGAACAAACAAAAAUGUGGAAAGAAAAGAAUGAAUCGUGCAUAUCAUCUACAGUACUGUAUAUUUUCUAACUAAAUAGUUUAGAAUUUUGUUUUGUGAGUAUCUUAAUGUGGACUGAAAACUAUUUCACCGUCAGCUAACAGGCUGAGAUAUGUGUGAUGUCGUCAACCUGUUAAAAAAAUGGCAAUUGUGUUUCUCUUUGACAGUGACCAAAUUAAUUUCUUGUUUGUUUAUUGAAGAGGCAAUCGUCAGGACGUAGUCAUUAGUAUUGUGACUGUGUAACGUGACAGGUUGUCACGAAGAGACUAACAUUUACCACAGCAUAGGGAACAUUACCAUGGCCACAUAUAAUUAUUUGUAGUGUUACAUGUAUCAGGAUGAGUGUAGAAUGUAAGGAAUCACAGUGAGUUCCGAAGCCGUAUCCUGCCUGGCGCUCAUAGCUUUCACUUCCCGCCCUUGUUGUUACCAUAUAUGACGCCACUUGGCUACAACGUUGGAGUCACUUCUGUUGCUGGCUUAUCAUAGAAAUUACUGGAACUUACCGGCAGGAAAGAAACAACACUGAUUGUUCUUUUAAUAGUUAGUUCAGGAGACCACACAAAAAACUAAAUCGUAGCUCAUUUCAUGGUUCUGCUGUCAGCAACCUAGCAGCUACCGUGGUCGUGCCAGGCUCUAUCUAUCACGCAUAAACGUGAGAGAGAGCCUGAUGGUACACCAAGACAAUGGCAAAUACACCACAUCCUGAUAGCCCCAGUAGUCUUUGGAAACCCGGUCAACUGCCUUCCCAUGUGAAAUUACCUACGUACGUCGUCCUAAAAGUCAUCAGUAGUGAGUGACAAAUGAGUGUCAUCAUCAACUCUUUCUUAGUUUUUCACUAGUUUUCUCACUAUCCCUAUCCUCUCUGUCUAUUACAGUCUCCACGCACACAUGUACCGCAAUCCUCUCUGAACUUAGGCAGUCGUGUGUUUGGUGACUGCUUAAGCUCUCUGUAUGUUACAUGACCUCGCCUAGUGCGACCGUCUACUAUUCAAGAAAUUCACUGCACGACGUAUCUACAAAUCGUGACGAACUCUCAGAAACUGAAAAAAAAAAUGUUUCUCAGCCCGACGUUUUUUUUAUCUAUAGCUUUUCUCGUGUAGAACUGGCAAUUUUAGCAAGCCAUUUACCCAUUUUUCUUGCAGUAAAGAUUUCAUUUUUACCAUUUGUUGGUCGUGAUAUUUAUUGUUCGUGUAGCCGGGCAGGACAUCCGUGCAGUCUUUCGAAGAGGCAAACGUGACAUUGCUGUUCAGUGUUAGCACAGCAUGUCGUAUUUAAAGGCAGGGGCUACUUCGCACCCUGGAAGCGGGGAACUCACUACGCACGUAUAUUUGGUGUUGCAAUAAGAGUUAUAUAUACAUACAUAUUAUAUAUAUAUCUUUGCUGUGUUUUAUAUUUUAUUCACUGUGUACUAGCGUACACAGAAUUACUGCACGUAGCGGUAUGGAACCAUAAGAAAACAUAUCCUUUGUUUUGAGUCGCCUAAGCUUCCCGGAGUCAUCCCUCAUAUUUUUAUAAGAAUUCUUACAUGUGUCAGGUCGUUAUCUAGAAUGACUACGGGGAGGGCUUCUCAGACAAACAAAUUACAUUUUUUACAUUUUUGUCGAAAAUAUAAUAUAUAGAAUUAUAUACAUAUAUGUGUAAGCACAUUCAUAUAGACAUGUUAUUUGUGCGUAUUAAUAUCUUUAUAUUCAUAUGAUAUGCUUAAAUGUUUCUCUCUCACUAAAAGGUACAAAAUGUUUAACUUUAUUCAUUGUAAAAGGCUAUGAUGUUGCAUUUAUGUAUGUGAAGUAAAUUUUAGUCAAAUAAAGUGAAUAUCUAAUGGA
Schistocerca americana (American grasshopper) is the source of this 5401-nucleotide messenger RNA. RefSeq names its product slit homolog 2 protein. The record is from RefSeq and is a predicted model, not a curated record. The coding region runs from base 306 to 1991 and encodes 561 amino acids. Gene Ontology annotation, molecular function: protein binding. The transcript is spliced from 8 exons. Lineage: Eukaryota; Metazoa; Arthropoda; Insecta; Orthoptera; Acrididae.